UGUAAAAAUAUUUGUGUUCUUGCACUAGGUCAGCGAUAGUGGUUGAGCAGUUAAAUCCCCGCUUACGUGCUGACUUUUGCUGAUGCCUAGUAAUAUCCUCCUCAUAAAGGCAGCCCAGCCCGGUAACGCCAACUGAAUACAACGUAAGGAUUUGCUUCUAACAACCAAACCAAACAAAUUACAGAAACCAGCAUUUCUCAGUAACUGAAAUCAUCAUGGGCGCCGCAUUGUCUCGCUUAUGCUUAUGGGUACCAAACCCGAUUUCAAUUGGCGUUAUUGGUCUACGUUCAGCGGGUAAGACAACUUUGGUACACAAACUAAGUGGAAACCCAGAUCCAGUCAAGCCAUCUGUUGAAACUGUAGAGAUUACUCAGGUUUACCCGAGUGGUAGCAACCAACAGUUUAACGUAUUCGAUUACGCUGGAAACCCUCACUGGAGACCUUGUUGGAGAAGUUUCAUGUCCAGACUACAAGCCGUCGUCUUCGUCAUUGAUAGCACAGACAGGGAGGCAUUACAGGAAGCAAAAUGGGAAUUGGUCGGGCUGUUGAAGGAAGAUAUGCUUGAACAGCAGCCAUUUUUGGUGCUUGCUAACAAGCAGGAUGAUCCGAAAGCAAUGAGCGUGGCGGAAUUGACUGAAUAUCUCGAUAUACAACAAUAUCUUGACAAACCAUCGAAAUGCGCAAGUAUCACCACAUACACUCAUUGAAGCAAAUACUAACGCGAGAUUGACAGCGCGUUCAGGCUUCGAGUGGUUUGACUGGGGAAGGGCUGGCUGGGGGUCUGGAAUGGGUGCGAAACGCCUUGAGAGGACGUCAGAAAUAAGUUAUUUCACUAAAACAUCUACACCUGUGAAGGAUAUUGAGGGGAUACCAGAAAGGCGAUGUCGUGAUAACACGUUAUCGAUACGUGACUGCGAUAAAAUCCGGAACCACAUUUUCCCGGGAUCAUCGCGCGAAUUUGUCAGCCAUCUCGAAGCUCGGCCCACCGCAUGCCGCUGAUGCCGAC
Molecule: messenger RNA, 1006 nt
Organism: Fusarium redolens
Lineage: Eukaryota; Fungi; Ascomycota; Sordariomycetes; Hypocreales; Nectriaceae
Product: ADP-ribosylation factor family-domain-containing protein
Exons: 3
Coding region: 216-707 (163 amino acids)
Molecular function (GO): GTP binding; GTPase activity
Source: RefSeq, a predicted model, not a curated record